This is a messenger RNA of Sphaeramia orbicularis (orbiculate cardinalfish), 1032 nucleotides long. RefSeq names its product E3 ubiquitin/ISG15 ligase TRIM25. Gene Ontology annotation, molecular function: protein binding. The coding region runs from base 100 to 876 and encodes 258 amino acids. The record is from RefSeq and is a predicted model, not a curated record. NCBI's taxonomy places the organism in Eukaryota, Metazoa, Chordata, Actinopteri, Kurtiformes, Apogonidae. The transcript is spliced from 2 exons.
AAAUUUGGAGUUGUCAUUAUUUAUAGGGUAUUAUGUUAUUAAUUUUCUGGUCCGGCCCACUGCAGAUCAAAUUUAGCUGCAUAUGGCCCCUGAACGAAAAUGAGUUUAACACCCCUGCUUUACGGCUUCACUUUACUGUUUGUGAUCAGCUUUUCUAGUUUUAAAAAACCUGACGCAUCUGAGAAGGAAAUCGGACUGAACAAAGAGAGAUUUGAGCAGCUCCUGGAAACCCUGUCCUCCAUCUCCAGACAGCUGAGAGUCCAACUGCAGAGGAAGACCCUCCUGUUAGACUUAACCCCCGUGGUGAUUGACAGGCAGACAUGUCACGGUCAGAUUACUGUGACCUCAGAUGGGCGGGGCCUGUUCUUCUCCGACUCCGUCCGUUCAGCUCCAGAGAAUCCCCUUCAGUUUGACCGGGUGUGCUGUGCUCUGGGUUCGUCUCCGGUUGCAGCCGGUCAGAGUUACUGGGAAGUGGACGUACGCUGCUGCUCCACCUGGGCAGUGGGCGUGGCCUAUGGCAGCAUGGAGAGGAAGGGCAAGGACAAGGGCUCCAAACUGGGCCGAAACAGGAACUCUUGGUGUGUGGAGCUGCGGAAUGGACAGCUCUCUGCCUGGCAUAAUGACCGGCAUGUGGCGUGCCAGGGCUUAGGACAAACGUUGCUGGAAAGAGUGGGAGUAUGGGUAAAUUACGACAAGGGGCAGCUGAUGUUUUACGAUGUGGAGACCAUGUGUCUGUUGCAGAGGUUUUCUGCAGCUCUGACGCCAGUGUUCGACAGGGCUCAUCACCAGUUCACCGAGCCCCUUUACCCCGCCAUACGCUUCCUCAGACCAGAGACCCAGAUGUGGCCCAACCACAUGGAGCUGUGUCAGUACUAAUGAUCGUAUGUGAAGUAUUUCCAUCAGUGUACAGCAGUGGCGAUUUCUCAUAGACUGCAAGGGAAGCCUGGCUUCCCCUAAAAUCACGAAAAUUAAAUGGUUAAAUAUGUACGGUUGUGUUGACAUUUCAUUGACUACAAAUGUGUUAGAACACAU